GAGGAGUUUUGCUGCACCGACUGAUCAGAUUUAUACAUCAAAGUACCGCGAGCGCGAUUAGCUUAUUCGAAUUUAUGCGCUGAUUUAGCAGAGCUCGCGAUAUUUUGAUGUCAUAGUCAAUCGGUCUGCGCAGGGCCGUCUGAAGUUGAACACAACUGAAAAAUGUAGCUGUUAUUUGAUCUUCCGUUACUAUAGAAACAAAGUUGACAACAAGUUUCAGGCUCGUUAGGUUGCGACUGCUAACUUACUCUGAAAAUGUCUGUAGUUAAAGGUUCUUGUCGCUAUGUUUGUAUAGUUUGUUUAUUGAAGUAACACGCUGAAAAGAACACUGAAGUGUGGAUGUUUUAUGUACGAUUGGAAGACAACUAUGUCUCACAGCACAUACAAUAGACUCUGGUCAGAAGCUCACAAAGAGCUCAACUGUUUGCUUGCUCAAGAACUUCCUAAAGAACCUCACCGCCCUGAGAAAGACAGAGUGGUGUUCUUUCAAAGGCUUGUCACCCUCUACGUCCAUUACAUUCAGAUUUUUAGGCAACUAGAAGAGGCCUAUGACCAAAUCAUUCACCCUCAGAAGAGGCGUGUCAUUAGACCAGUGCUGGAAGGUGUGAUGGGACGAAUUCUGGAGCUCAAAAAUGAAAUGGUGGAAAAGGAAUUUUCAGAGUACCACUAUAUGGAUGACAUCGUUCAAGAUCUAAAAUUAACCCCUGAGGACCUUGAGAUUCCAAUCCCCAGGUAUUUCAUCCGAGAGCGGAGCAAAGUACUGCAGGAAAGAGAUGCAAUGUUUGCUACUGUUUUAAAUCAAAUGAAGCCCAUGGACAAGCCAGAACCUCCUGUAGUGCGUAUGAUGACCCUGGAGAGAGCAGUUAAAAUCAUUCAGGUGUCUGAAAGAGCACGACAAGGUCGACUGAGGGCAAAGUUCAUGAGAGAGAUCAAUAAAAGUUCUGAGAGACAGAAGAAAGAACAUGAAGAAAUGACCACCAACCAGGCUGCAGUUACUAUUCAGAAGGUCCCAUAUGCCGUUACUGUAUGGAGAGGCUAUGCGCAAAGAAAAAAGACCAAAAAGCUUUGGGAAGAGGAAAUGAUAUUUCUUGGAAUGGCCAUGGAUCCAAAACUGUCCUAUCCAUCCCCAAUGACACUGACUGUCCAGAACAAUGAGGCCAACCGACGGAUCAGACAAGAAGAUCAUGAAGAAGACUAUCAGAAGUCCAUUGGCUCUGUUAUUUAUCAGCUGAGGGAAGUGGAGGGCCCAGAAAUAAAAGAGGCUAUGAAAAAUCAGAUUCGACAGUGGUUCUUGGAGUGUCGUGAUGCCACAGGUUCAUUUCCUGAUUACCCAGAAGAGGAGGAUGGAGGUUCAGCUAUUCUGUUUGCUGAUAAAACACCUGAGCAGUUGGCAGAAGAGCUGGCUGCUAAGGAAGAGGAAGAUGCCAACAAAAAGCAGAAGGGAAAGGAGGAGGUAAAGGAAAAAGGAAAGAAAAACAAAGGAAAAGUCCAAGAUGAGGAGGAAGAGCCUGGACUGAAGAUGCUACCAUCCGCUUAUUUGGAAGAUCUUGAGAGGGGACACAAAACAUUUGCUGCGGUUUGGCAAAACAGAAACGAGACGAAGAAUUACGGUCAAAGACAUGAGACAGAGCUGAUAAAAGAAGAGAAGAGAAAAGAGAUUGAGGUGGAAAUAAGAAAACAGGUGGAUGAACUGAUGAGACAGGAACUGGCUAAUUGGAAACUGGCUGUGGAUAAAGAAAAGAUUGGAAAGUCCAAAGGGGCUGCAAAAAAAAAGAAGGCUUCAAAAAAUGGAAAGAGGAAGAAAAAGGACAAAGAUCUUACAGUGGAUAGGACUAUAGAAUCACUAUUUAAGGAGCUGGUUGAACAGGAAUUGCUGAAAAAGCCAAACAGUGUUAAACUACAAGAUUAUCUAGGGGACUAUAGUUAUCUUGGCACAACUUUACGACAAUCUGAUAUUGAACCUAUGCCAUCUUUAUCUGAUGUUCGGCAAGUUGUAGCCCUGUAUGCUGUCUUACCAUUAGGUUCCCAAACAGUUCAUGAGAAAGUUCCCCUAGUGAAGUCGAUGCUGCUAGCGGGGCCAUCAGGAGUGGGCAAGAAAAUGUUGGUCCAUGCCAUCUGCCAGGAGACUGGAGCCAACCUGUUUGACCUUUCACCUUUAAAUGUGGCUGGGAAAUACCCUGGUAAAAGUGGACUCCAGAUGAUGCUACAUAUGGUGUUUAAGGUAGCCAGAUUGAUGCAACCCUCUGUUAUAUGGAUUGGAGAUGCUGAAAAGAUGUUUUACAAAAAAGUACCAAAAGAUGAAAAGGAGUUAGAUCCAAAGCGUCUGAAGAAAGAUUUGCCCAAGAUUCUCAAGUCCAUCAGAGGAGAAGAUUGUGUUCUGGUAGUGGGAACAACAAAUGAUCCACACAGUGCAGACCUAAAGUCCUUAUGCAAAUUCUACAAUAAGAUCAUCCUCAUACCUAGACCAGACUAUGCAUCACGAUAUGUAAUGUGGAAAGAGCUGAUAAAAAAGAAUGGAGGAGAACCGACCAACAAUCUGGAUCUGAGUUCUCUGGCGAAGAUCUCUGAUGGCUACACGCCGGGUCACAUGGUGCAGGUGGUUAAUAGCGUCCUGACCGAACGCCGCAUUCAGCAACUUGCAAAACGACCACUAACCGCUGCAGAGUUUGUGACUCCGCUUGCAAGAAUCGACCCAGUGUUUCAGGAAGAAGAAGCAGCUCUUAAAGUAAACAAAUAUAAAUGUUUAACUGGUACGCUAAGACGCCCCUUGGCAAGAAGAGGGUUAAGGCUGCCCUUGGUAAAGAUGGUGAUGAAGACGUACCAAAAAAAGAUGGGAAAGGUGGCAAGAAGAAAGGAAAAAAAUAACAAUCUAAUUGUUAAUGUGACCAAGCAGUAUUUCAAUUCCCUGCCUUUGGUAAUAAACAUUUAAAGGGCCGCUAACAUAGGUGUUUUCAGCAAUAUAGAAAAUAAUCUUUGGUAUCCCCAGAAUGUGUCUGUAAGAUUCAGCUCAAAAUACACCACAGAUCUUAAAUUAUACGAUGUUGAACAUGGCCAUUUGUGGCUGCAAUGAAAAACGUGCUGUUUUUGUGUGUGUUUCUUUAAAUGCAAAGAAAGCUUCUGUUCCCCUCCCCAUAUGCAAAGUAGGGGUAGAGCGCUUAUGUGCUUUGGACUACGUUAAAACAUGUGUCUCUGGCAGAAGGUUGAACUACGCGGUCAUAAGGCGGAGUCUGUGAUGGUUGGGGCGUAAUCAAUGUGACAUCAUUGUUAGGUGAUCCCCAACAGCCUGUUUUGUGUGACUGUUGUGGUUUAAAGGAGAUAACACAAAGAAGAAAAGAUGGAUUUGUAUAAUAACAGGAUGUUUCUGUACACACACUGGCGACUCAUUUUCUGCAUUUUUAGGUUAGGGGGCUUUAAGCUUGCUUGUGUCCUUGUAAUUUGUUUAACUGGGGGGUGAAAAUGUGAUGUACAACUCUGGCAUUUGUUGGUCUAGAAGCCUAAUCUUUGUCUUGUUUUAAAGAAGACACUUAAGGUGAAAAUAUUCAAUAAAAAAUUGUUAUAGCAGUUUAAAAUUAUUUUAAUAAAUAAAAAUAAUGCAAUAA
Messenger RNA from Misgurnus anguillicaudatus (oriental weatherfish), 3599 nucleotides. RefSeq names its product dynein regulatory complex protein 11. Gene Ontology annotation, molecular function: protein binding; ATP hydrolysis activity; ATP binding. The record is from RefSeq and is a predicted model, not a curated record. Lineage: Eukaryota; Metazoa; Chordata; Actinopteri; Cypriniformes; Cobitidae.